Molecule: messenger RNA, 1959 nt
Organism: Batrachochytrium dendrobatidis JAM81
Lineage: Eukaryota; Fungi; Chytridiomycota; Chytridiomycetes; Rhizophydiales
Exons: 1
Coding region: 1-1959 (652 amino acids)
Source: RefSeq, a predicted model, not a curated record
AUGACUCCAAGGAGGCGAGCGCUCGCUGCCAAGAAAAAAUCAGCUACCAUGGAGGAAACAUCUGACCAGAAAUCCUUGUCCGCCUCUCCUUUCAAGCAACAGAUGAAUACACCCGACAAAACAAAACCAAAAGAAUUAUUAUCCGUCAAAUUGCCUGCUCCAAAAUUUGUCCAGGAUGCCAACAUUGCUUCUUCAGAAGCUGUGUCAUUAUCACUGAUGAACCUGGAAAAUAUUGCUGCUGCUGCAGAUCCGCCUACUGUUGUUCCUACACCAGCUACUCUAAAACCCAUGCCAUCUCACUACAAUUUUGUAUUUAGUAAAGCUACCAAUUCUCCCAUAGCUAAUUUAGAAACUGCAACUGCUGUCUCUAAAGCUCCUGAAGUGGUUGUUGCACCAAUGACUCCAUCGCGUCGUGCUGCUGUGCGUGCUCAACGUGUCAGUCGAUCUAAACUUUCGUCAUCUUUUGUAAACGCUGCUGCUGCCCAUUCUAAUAUAAACGAUUUGAGCGCUGUUUCUGUUUCUGAUUGUAAUUUUAAAUUUACGGAUACCACAAAGACUGCAAGUGUAGCCUUUUCUGUAAACAAGUUUGAGCAUCCGCCAGUUGCUUCACCUUCCAUGCAGGCCGCUCUUUCUCGUCGCCAAUCAUUACUUGGUCUGCGCUCUCGACUAACAGAAAAACUUGCCAUGGAAUCUACAACAGCUUCAAAAGAUUUGUUGGCUGCAUUGGGCGAUCGUUCUUCUCCGGUUUACAAAUCGACAACUCCUAUUCAAUCUCAUAAUAAAGUAGCUUUGCUGGUUGAAAAACAUCAGGCUGCGAUUAGCAAGGUGGUACCGCCAUUAGAAACCGGUCACCGUAUGACUCGUCGUGGUUCUGCUACUCAUGCGGCUACUCUGAUCCAUUCUAAGCCUGUAGUAACGAGGCUGGCCAACAUUGAAAAUCUGUCCAACUUGACUGGAACUGAACAGAACGCAGCCUCCAUGUUGUUUUUGGAUGACACUCUUGCGUCACCACUUCGUCGAUCAAAGCGUCGCGAACUUGUUGACAGCCCUGCACGUACCCCUACUGAUUCAUUGUCAAAGAGUGCUGCCAUUGCUAUGAAUACUGUUGACAAAAGUAUGUUGGUUACUCCAGUGAUGGAGAUGAAAACCACUUUGAAAACUCCUAUUGCUACUUUGACUUUAAAGCCAGAUUUAAAUGAGAAUGCUAUUGGAGCGACUUACAAUCCAGUUUUGGAUGCUGCACCAAAAGUUACUGGAGCAUCUGGUGUUAAAACAAAACCAGUCGAUACUUCUUUUGAGUCACUAACAGUAGGAAGCAACAUGAACGUAAAUCCUAUGGGCACUAAAGUAGCUGAAACACCUGUGACUCCCGUACAGUCCUUCAAGCGUGGCGAAAAAGUUGAUUUAAUUCAUCUAAUGAAACCAGGUGUCAAUAUGCCAAUAUGUUUUGACGAAUGUGCUCCAACUCCUCCUGCUGCUCGCGAGGUUGUCGGCAAACGGAAGCGUUUGAUUGGAAACGAGCUAAAGACUCCAUCCCAAAAGGCCACGAUGCUAAUUUCAGCUGCUGCUACACCUGCAUCGGCUCGUAUUAUUAAGCGUAAGCGUAUUCGCCUAAUGAGGUCUGAUACUCAAUCUUGCAGCGACGAUGAAGAAGCCAAUGCCACUGCUCUACAUUUGGAACCAGCUUCCAAGGUUUUUGCAUCUUCAUCUCGGUCAAGUGCUGAGGAUACGUUGUCCAAUUUAGAUGAGUUUGCUUCUACUUCACACAUUGAAUCUACCGAUAAUGAGUUUGACAAAGAAAAGAAUGGGGAUAUAUCUGAAACAAAGAGUGAUUUUGGCGACGAUACUAAAGAGAGCAACGAUAUGGAUGUGGGUAUGGAUGACUGGCCAAUGGAUCAUGAAACUUGGACUAUUCGUGCAGUGAAGCGUUUUGCGCGUGCAUUGUAUUUGGUGCAAUGA